Messenger RNA from Nilaparvata lugens (brown planthopper), 453 nucleotides. Its product is annotated as E3 ubiquitin-protein ligase HUWE1-like. Gene Ontology annotation, biological process: positive regulation of protein catabolic process; proteasome-mediated ubiquitin-dependent protein catabolic process; protein polyubiquitination. The record is from RefSeq and is a predicted model, not a curated record. Gene Ontology annotation, cellular component: nucleus. Gene Ontology annotation, molecular function: ubiquitin-protein transferase activity. Bases 1 to 453 code for a protein of 150 amino acids. The transcript has 2 exons. Lineage: Eukaryota; Metazoa; Arthropoda; Insecta; Hemiptera; Delphacidae.
AUGGUAUAUGAUCAUAUUAUCGAGGGAGAUUUUCAUCCCGGAUUAUGCACUUUUCACUACAUCAGAGGGCGACAAAGUGAUGUACACUAUAAAUACCUCAUUGCCUACAACCCGGACAAUCUUCUCCACUUCAAAUUCAUCGGGAGGGUGAUUGCAAAAGCAAUCUAUGACAACAAACUACUCGAGUGCUACUUUACUCGUUCCUUCUACAAGCAUAUUUUGGAUAUUCCGAUCAAGUACACAGAUAUGGAAAGUGAGGAUUACACUUUCUACAAAAGUCUCGCCUACUUGAAGAAGAACCAUAUCUCUAGCAUUGGAUAUGAUUUGACAUUCAGUGCAGAGGUGCGAGGAGUUGAAGUGACUGAGGUUAGGGAACUGAAACCAGAUGGACAAAGAACAUACCCGUCACUGAAGAGAACAAGCUCAAGUACAUACAUCUGGUUUGUCAGAUGA